AGACCUAGUAAAAGACUUAAAAGAAGAAUAUGGAUAUGCAACUAACCAAGCACUAACCUUGGAUAGAAAAGACUUUGAAGUAAUGGAGGAAUAUGAACAGCGAAUCCUAAUGGAAAGAUUCGCUAGACAAAUAGAAUUAUGUGAAAGCGAACCACUACGAGAACAAUUCCAAGCAAAAUAUAGAGAAUUGUUAGAAGUGUCAUUAGAAAACUUAGACAAAAUACAUGAUGACAAAGACGAAGAAGAGCAAAUAUUCCAAGAACAAAUACGAGCCAGAACAAAAAGCUUAGAAUUACCAGAAACAUUACUACCAAGAUAUCCAUAUCGUGAAGAAAACAGAACAACUAGCAGAUAG
Molecule: messenger RNA, 355 nt
Organism: Racocetra persica
Lineage: Eukaryota; Fungi; Glomeromycota; Glomeromycetes; Diversisporales; Gigasporaceae
Source: the annotation of a GenBank genome assembly